AUGGACUGGCUGGGCAGGAACGACGUGCGGGAGGAGUACGUGCUGGUGAUCGAUGUGGACAUGAUCCUGCGGGCGCCGCUGCUUCCAGAGGCGCUGGGUGCGCGCCCUGGCUUUGCCGUGGCCGCCUUCUUCGACUACCUGCACGGCACACACAACGAGCUGGCGGAGCGGCACCUGGCUGAUGUGGCGCCACGUCAGGAUGAGCUGGCUGGCCCCGCGGGGCGCCGCGCCGACAUGGUUGGCGGCGCCUACCUGGCGCACCGCGAGGACAUGCGCCGCAUCGCCCCGCUGUGGCUCAAGUACACGGAGAACGUGCGAGACGACCCGCGGGCCUGGGAGCUGGCUGGGGAGCCGGGGCGGGCGCCCGGGGAGCGGCCCUGGAUAUGUGAGAUGUAUGGCUACUCCUUUGCCGCCGCCAGGCUGGGCGUGUGGCACCGCGCCGACCAGAGCCUCAUGCUCUACCCCGGCUACUACCCGGCCGACCCGCUGCCCAGGGUGCUGCACUACGGCCUGCUCUGGAAUGUGUCUGCUGGCUACGAGUUCAACAAGCACUGGCACUUCCAGUUCGACAUGCUGGCCUGCCCGCCCUGGAAGCUCGGGGAGAGCGGCCUCUUCAAGCACCCCGCCCACCCGCGCAGCCUCCGCUCCAAAGGGGCGGAGCUGCUGAAAGACCUGCUGGCCAUGGAGGCGAUCAUCUACCUCAACGCCGCCUUCUGCGAGCGCCACCGAGCCAGGUGCCCCCACUCCAAGGCCCUCAACUGGGAGUGCUCCAAGGCGGAGACGCUGCUGAAGGCGUACGACGCGGCGUGGAAGGCGGCCGUGCUUGCCAUCACAGACAGGGAUCUUAAAACUGCGGAAGCGCUAAAUUGGUGCAAGGUAAAUCGAUUGACAUACGACUGCUGUGUGAAAACGAGAGGCACACGAGCAAAUUGCCGUGGCGAUUGCCCAAGCAUUUCCGACAACGGCCAGGUGUCCAUCAUGGUGGUGCGAGGGACGCAGGUGGUGCAGGAGGCAUUCCCUCCACUCUGCGUGCUGCGCCGGGAGGCGCCCAGCUCUAGCAGCCACGCGCGCCGCCUGCAGGCCUGCACACGGCACCAGACCUCGCCCACGGCGUCCGCCGCUCUGGGGCGCGCGCUGCUGGGAACGCUGCUGAUGGGGGCCUUUAGGGAGCAGGGCGAGAAAACUCAGGUGACGUUCAAGGGCGACGGCCCACUGGCCGGCCUGCAAGUGAUCGCCGACGCCAGCGGUACGGUCAAGGGCAAAGUGGGCAACCCUGCGGCAGACCCGCCGCUGCGGCCAGAUGGCAAGCUCAACGUGGGGCAGGCGGUGGGGCGAGGCGAGAUUGCCGAGGACCUGGCUCGCUACCUGGUGGACAGCGAGCAGGUGCAGUCGGCGCUGGGGCUGGGCGUUUCCAUCGCCAAAGACCUCAGCAUCCGUGCGGCCGGCGGCUUCCUCAUCCAGGUGCUGCCCUUUGCGGAGGACGAGACCAUCGCGCAGCUGGAAGAGAACAUUGCGGCGGCGGGGAGCGUGACAGACAUGCUGAAUGCGGGGAUGGGCGCGGGCGACAUCACAGAGCGGCUGCUGCGCGGGCUGGGCGGCAACGACACGGGCUUCCAGCUGCAGCCACGGUACGGCCCCUGCGAGCCCUCAGACCUGCAGGACCGCAUGCGCAGCGCAGUGGCGCUGCUGGGCGAGAGCGAGGUGCGGGCGAUCGUGGCGGAGCAGGGCAAGAUCGAGGUGAUGUGUGAGUUCUGCCGGGAGACGUAUGCUUUCGAGGAGGAGGAGGUGCUGAGGGCGCUGCAGACCUGA
This is a messenger RNA of Chlorella variabilis, 1809 nucleotides long. RefSeq lists its product as hypothetical. The transcript is spliced from 15 exons. Gene Ontology annotation, molecular function: protein folding chaperone. The record is from RefSeq and is a predicted model, not a curated record. NCBI's taxonomy places the organism in Eukaryota, Viridiplantae, Chlorophyta, Trebouxiophyceae, Chlorellales, Chlorellaceae. The coding region runs from base 1 to 1809 and encodes 602 amino acids. Gene Ontology annotation, biological process: protein refolding. Gene Ontology annotation, cellular component: cytoplasm.